Stegodyphus dumicola is the source of this 1191-nucleotide messenger RNA. RefSeq lists its product as uncharacterized. The record is from RefSeq and is a predicted model, not a curated record. Lineage: Eukaryota; Metazoa; Arthropoda; Arachnida; Araneae; Eresidae.
AUGCAGCAUACACAGCCUCAUGCCCGACAUACGCACGAUAUAUUGAACGGCAACAACGCAGCACAGCGUACUAACAGCCAACUAAUAGCAACAAGUAAUAAUCAACCGAUACCCACAGUAUCAAAUAACCCUACGACAGCACAGAUAAUCCGCUGCACACAAAUAAACCUGCAAAGAGCAGAAGUUGCUACAGCACAGGCGAUACAACAUGCAACGGAGCAUUCUGUAGACUUCCUGAUGAUCCAGGAGCCGUACUGCCAGGAAGGACGCAUUGCAGGUUUCCCUAUAGCAUGGCAGGUCUUCCAGUCAAAAGCAAGGAACCAAGAUCAAGCACCAAGAGCGGGUCUAAUAUGUUGUAACCCAGCCUGGAAUCCGCUGCUAAUUAAACAGGACAGAGACUUGUUUGCCGUUUUAAUUGUGCUCAAAAAUGCACAACUGAUUCUUAUAUCUGCGUACUCCUCCCCAACAGAUUCCAUCGACAAUUUCGUAGCAAACGCAACGUACGUCCGAUCUAAAUGCCAUUCAACGCCACAAGUCUAUGGGGGUGAUCUUAAUGCGCAUCAUGUAAACUGGGGAUACCAAGAUAUCACUCCCAAGGGACAAGCGCUAGAGGACUACUUAACAGCAAACGACCUACAUUUGGUCAAUACCAGCGGCGCACCCCCUACCUUUGAUAAUACGUACUGCAAAGGUUGGCCAGAUGUCACCCUGGCAACAGGAACGGCUCUAUCGCAAGUACAGGACUGGAAAGUUAGCGACGAACUAAGCUGCUCGGAUCACCGUUACAUAACCUUCACAAUCAACUGUGACACCAACAUCUGUAUUUUAAAGCGCUUUAAGUUACCAAAAGCCAAAAUCCGUCCUCUGACAGCAGCCUUCUCUACUUUAUUAACAGCAGAACAGGAGACACUAGAAGCCUACAACGGCAAAGACGAGAUGGAAGAAUUUACAGAACAUCUUCUGGAUAAUAUUAAGACCAUCUGCUCAAAUUUGCUUCCAACGCGAGCUGCCAAGAAACGGCACAGCAUUUCAUGGUGGAGUAAAGAACUCAGGCAACAGCGUCAGAAAUGUCGUGCUCUAAGGCGCAGAAUAAGAACAGCAACCGACGAGGACACACAAAAAUGCACUACCUUUCAAUUUUCCGUAAGGAAAGGGCAUCAUACAAAAAGAACAUCCUCGCAGCAAAGAUAA